AUGGCGAAUCUGAGAUCUCAAACUCUAAUGAUCAUCUUCAUUGUACCCACAAUCUUCGUAAUAACACCCAGCCAUUGCAGCAGAAUCAGGAUGGUCCAUUCCGACGACGAAAGUCUGAUCGAAACCACCUGCAAGCAAACCCCUAACUACGAUCUCUGCGUUCAAUCCCUAAAAUCCGAUCCCGGAAGCUCCCACACCGACGUCGCAGGGCUCGGUCUGAUUAUGGUGAAAGUGAUCACGGCGAAAGCGAAAGCUACGGAGAACAAAAUCAAUCAUCUCUUGCAAGGAGGGGAUUUAGAUCCGAAGCAGGAGUGGGCAUUGAAAUCUUGUCGGGGAAUGUACGACAUGGUGCUGAGGACGGACGUUCCGGAAGCCACUGAAGCUCUGCAAAAAGGGAACCCUAAAUUCGCAGAAGACGGUGUGAAGGAUAUGGGAAACGAAGCAAUUUAUUGCGAGGGAGAGUUUGACGGCGACAAAUCGCUGCUUAAACCGGAAAACGACGCUAUGCGCGAUCUUGCUUGGGUUGCUGUUGCCAUUGUUAGGCAAUUACUGUAA
This is a messenger RNA of Neltuma alba, 555 nucleotides long. RefSeq names its product cell wall / vacuolar inhibitor of fructosidase 1-like. NCBI's taxonomy places the organism in Eukaryota, Viridiplantae, Streptophyta, Magnoliopsida, Fabales, Fabaceae. The transcript is spliced from 2 exons. Bases 1 to 555 code for a protein of 184 amino acids. Gene Ontology annotation, biological process: negative regulation of catalytic activity. The record is from RefSeq and is a predicted model, not a curated record. Gene Ontology annotation, molecular function: enzyme inhibitor activity.